CCAAAAUAUUUCGAAAUGGAUGGAGUAAACAGAAAUGAGAAAACACAAUCAGAUGCAGAUGCCGUCCACAUCCAUUCUUGUCUUUGGAAGAUGUGUUGCUGCACAUGUUCACACAUCUUCCAAACGUGGUCUACUGCCCUCAUAUUUCUUUGCCUUGCUCUUUUUUUCUUCUUCUACACCAAUGAGCCUACUUCUCCUCUUCUUUCAUUCCUCCAAGAAAACAUGGCUGAACAACUUCCCAACUCCAUCUAUGAUCUCUCUGUCAAGGAUAUGGAUGGUAAUGAUGUUAACCUGAGUGAUUACAAUGGAAAGGUUCUUCUCAUUGUAAAUGUUGCAUCGAAAUGUGGUUUGACUCAUACAAAUUAUAAGGAAAUGAAUGUAUUGUAUGAUAAGUACAAAGACCAAGGGUUUGAAAUCCUCGCUUUUCCUUGCAACCAAUUUGCCGGUCAAGAACCGGGAAGCAAUGACGAAAUAAAGGAAGUUGCCUGCACAAUGUUCAAAGCCGAGUUCCCCAUCUUCGACAAGAUUGAAGUAAACGGGAAGAACGCCGCGCCUCUCUACAAGUUCUUGAAAUCUCAGAAAGGCGGAAUAUUCGGCGACGGCAUCAAGUGGAACUUCACAAAGUUUCUCAUUGAUAAACACGGCAAGGUUGUCGAGCGAUAUGCACCGACCACAGCGCCAAUGAAAAUAGAGAAAGACAUCCAGAAUCUGUUGGCAGCACCUUGAUUUCAAUGUCUUCCAAGAACAAUAUGUGUUUGUGCUGUAUAAAUAAAAAAAAGUUGGAGAUUAUGUUCAAAUUGGAUCAAAUUGGAUUUAGGUUUUAUGUGGAUUGAACAAUUCUACAUGAAAACCAUUACAGAUUGUUAACAGUGAACAAUUGUGUGCUUAUUUGGUGAUAUUUACAUUGCAUUUGUAAUUUCAUAUAUUAAUCCUGGUAUUAUUAUAA
This is a messenger RNA of Dioscorea cayenensis subsp. rotundata (Guinea yam), 946 nucleotides long. Its product is annotated as probable glutathione peroxidase 3, mitochondrial. The record is from RefSeq and is a predicted model, not a curated record. Gene Ontology annotation, biological process: response to oxidative stress. The transcript is spliced from 6 exons. Gene Ontology annotation, cellular component: cytosol. Gene Ontology annotation, molecular function: glutathione peroxidase activity. Bases 16 to 726 code for a protein of 236 amino acids. Lineage: Eukaryota; Viridiplantae; Streptophyta; Magnoliopsida; Dioscoreales; Dioscoreaceae.